This is a messenger RNA of Pongo pygmaeus (Bornean orangutan), 3146 nucleotides long. It is a transcript of the gene PATZ1, whose product is annotated as POZ/BTB and AT hook containing zinc finger 1. Gene Ontology annotation, cellular component: nucleus. Lineage: Eukaryota; Metazoa; Chordata; Mammalia; Primates; Hominidae. The transcript has 5 exons. Bases 1 to 2064 code for a protein of 687 amino acids. Gene Ontology annotation, molecular function: protein binding; RNA polymerase II cis-regulatory region sequence-specific DNA binding; DNA-binding transcription factor activity, RNA polymerase II-specific. Gene Ontology annotation, biological process: regulation of transcription by RNA polymerase II. The record is from RefSeq and is a predicted model, not a curated record.
AUGGAGCGGGUAAACGACGCUUCCUGCGGCCCGUCUGGCUGCUACACAUACCAGGUGAGCAGACACAGCACGGAGAUGCUGCACAACCUGAACCAGCAGCGCAAAAACGGCGGGCGCUUCUGCGACGUGCUCCUGCGGGUAGGCGACGAGAGCUUCCCAGCGCACCGCGCCGUGCUGGCCGCCUGCAGCGAGUACUUUGAGUCGGUGUUCAGCGCCCAGUUGGGCGACGGCGGAGCUGCGGACGGGGGUCCGGCUGAUGUAGGGGGCGCGACGGCAGCACCAGGCGGCGGGGCCGGGGGCAGCCGGGAGCUGGAGAUGCACACUAUCAGCUCCAAGGUAUUUGGGGACAUUCUGGACUUCGCCUACACUUCCCGCAUCGUGGUGCGCUUGGAGAGCUUUCCCGAACUCAUGACGGCCGCCAAGUUCCUGCUGAUGAGGUCGGUUAUCGAGAUCUGCCAGGAAGUCAUCAAACAGUCGAACGUACAGAUCCUGGUACCCCCUGCCCGCGCCGAUAUAAUGCUCUUUCGCCCCCCUGGGACCUCGGACUUGGGCUUCCCUUUGGACAUGACCAACGGGGCAGCCUUGGCAGCCAACAGCAAUGGCAUCGCAGGCAGCAUGCAGCCAGAGGAGGAGGCAGCUCGGGCGGCUGGUGCAGCCAUUGCAGGCCAAGCCUCCUUGCCUGUGUUACCUGGGGUGGACCGCUUGCCCAUGGUGGCUGGACCCCUAUCCCCCCAACUGCUGACUUCCCCAUUCCCCAAUGUGGCAUCCAGUGCCCCUCCCCUGACUGGCAAGCGAGGCCGGGGCCGCCCAAGGAAGGCCAACCUGCUGGACUCAAUGUUUGGGUCCCCAGGGGGCCUGAGGGAGGCAGGCAUCCUUCCAUGUGGUCUGUGUGGUAAGGUGUUCACUGAUGCCAACCGGCUCCGGCAGCACGAGGCCCAGCACGGUGUCACCAGCCUCCAGCUGGGCUACAUCGACCUUCCUCCUCCAAGGCUGGGUGAGAAUGGGCUACCCAUCUCUGAAGACCCCGACGGCCCCCGAAAGAGGAGCCGGACCAGGAAGCAGGUGGCUUGUGAGAUCUGCGGCAAGAUCUUCCGUGAUGUGUAUCAUCUCAACCGGCACAAGCUGUCCCACUCUGGGGAGAAGCCCUACUCCUGCCCUGUGUGUGGGCUGCGGUUCAAGAGAAAAGACCGCAUGUCCUACCAUGUGCGGUCCCAUGAUGGGUCCGUGGGCAAGCCUUACAUCUGCCAGAGCUGUGGGAAAGGCUUCUCCAGGCCUGAUCAUUUGAACGGACAUAUCAAGCAGGUGCACACUUCUGAGCGGCCUCACAAGUGUCAGACCUGCAAUGCUUCUUUUGCCACCCGAGACCGUCUGCGCUCCCACUUGGCCUGUCAUGAAGACAAGGUGCCCUGCCAGGUGUGUGGGAAGUACUUGCGGGCAGCGUACAUGGCAGACCACCUGAAGAAGCACAGCGAGGGGCCCAGCAACUUCUGCAGUAUCUGUAACCGAGGUUUCUCCUCUGCCUCCUACUUAAAGGUCCAUGUUAAAACCCACCACGGUGUUCCCCUUCCCCAGGUCUCCAGGCACCAGGAGCCCAUCCUGAAUGGGGGAGCAGCGUUCCACUGCGCCAGGACCUAUGGCAACAAAGAAGGCCAGAAAUGCUCACAUCAGGAUCCGAUUGAGAGCUCUGACUCUUAUGGUGACCUCUCAGAUGCCAGCGACCUGAAGACGCCGGAGAAGCAGAGUGCCAAUGGCUCUUUCUCCUGCGACAUGGCAGUCCCCAAAAACAAAAUGGAGUCUGAUGGGGAGAAGAAGUACCCAUGCCCUGAAUGUGGGAGCUUCUUCCGCUCUAAGUCCUACUUGAACAAACACAUCCAGAAGGUGCAUGUCCGGGCUCUCGGGGGCCCCCUGGGGGACCUGGGCCCUACCCUUGGCUCACCUUUCUCUCCUCAGCAGAACAUGUCUCUCCUCGAGUCCUUUGGGUUUCAGAUUGUUCAGUCGGCAUUUGCGUCAUCUUUAGUAGAUCCUGAGGUUGACCAGCAGCCCAUGGGGCCUGAAGGGAAAUGAGGCAGCUGCUGCGUCCCCAUGGAAACAGCCAUUUGGGGACUGCUGGGAAAUGCUGUGAAUGCGGAGGGAAGUGAUGUUUGGGUUCUGUAGCUGAGAGAUUUUUAUUCAUUUUUAACUGCCCCCCAACCCCACUCCAACUCCUUCUCCACCACCCAUUCUCCCAAUGGUCUUUAGAAAUAGAUUUUCAUCUGAUAUUCUGCAGAAAUAUCAAUGAGACUUGGUAUGGGACAGGGGCAGAAAACACUACAUAGGCCUCCAAGGCAAAACCAGUCCCAGUUUCUCUAAUGGGAAGAAGCUGGAAUUCCUGGUGCUCAAUUCUUAGUGACCCCAAUCCUAUACCCAAAUCUAUGAUAUUCUGGGACCUCAGUGAUUUUGGUCCCCUCCCACUUCUCUAGUUCGUCAUCCUCCCUUCCCAUAUCCUUCAAAAGAACCACACUAGGGUCUCCACCCACUUAUACAAUGCGGAUGCCCAACUGUUUUUAAGGAAGCCAGAAGCAUCCCAUGGACCAUGGGGUGAGUGUCCUCCAAGAGCCCCCUGAGCUCAGCCCUCUUCCUAGAGGGCUCCAGACCUUCCUGAGCCCUGCUUGGAGGUGAGCAUUUUCACUGCUAGGACAAGCUCAGCUAUUGAGGACACCCCCACCCCAAAUUUCAGUUCUUACGUGAUUUUAACCAUUCAACAUGCUGUUGGGUUUUAAUUCUCUAAUUAUUAUUAUUAUUGUCAUUAUUUUUUAGGACCAGUUGUAGUGAAUUGCUACUGAAAGCUAUCCCAGGUGAUACAGAGCUCUUUGUAAACCGCAGUCACACAUUAGGGUUAGUAUUAAACUUUGUUUAGAUGUACCAUAAUUAACUUGGCUAGUUGAUUGUUUGAAGUCUAUGGAAGAAAUAGUUUUAUGCAAAAUUUUAAAAAAUGCCAGUCUGGUCAGGGAAGUAGGGGGUUUCAAUACUGUUGGGAACCAGGAAGGUGGGACAGCCAGCAGGUAGGGACAUUGUGUACCUCAGUUGUGUCACAUGUGAGCAAGCCCAGGUUGACCUUGUGAUGUGAAUUGAUCUGAUCAGACUGUAUUAAAAAUGUUAGUACAUUA